AUGAAUAUGGUAGUAGAAUGGAAAAGAAAAAAAACUGAACGUAACUAUAUGGUAGAUUUUCGUCAGAAACCUCUUACACAACGAGGUGUUACGAAGCAAAAAGUUGUAUUAGAUUUAGUAUUUGUUGAUUGGUUUUUCACUAAAGUUUCUCCACAAAUUGUGCCUUCAUCUUUUCAUGACAAUGUAAACAUUUGUCAAAGUUGUAUAAAUGGAUACCAUACCAAUAAUAAAAGACAUGCUAUUAAAUCACGUUACGGAUUUUACUCGAUAAAAUUCGGACAUGUAGCAUAUCUUUUGCGCAAUUCCACUGAACAUUUUAAUAACAAGUCUUAA
Molecule: messenger RNA, 333 nt
Organism: Funneliformis caledonium
Lineage: Eukaryota; Fungi; Glomeromycota; Glomeromycetes; Glomerales; Glomeraceae
Source: the annotation of a GenBank genome assembly